Molecule: messenger RNA, 1504 nt
Organism: Colletotrichum scovillei
Lineage: Eukaryota; Fungi; Ascomycota; Sordariomycetes; Glomerellales; Glomerellaceae
Exons: 1
Coding region: 316-1131 (271 amino acids)
Source: RefSeq, a predicted model, not a curated record
GUUUGAAGCGGUACGUAGCACCGAUCAGCACCUUGAGCUACCUUACCUUAUGCUCAGAGGCAGGCAGCCCCUCCCCAGCCCAAGCUGACCUCACUUGGGGGAAGCUUUCCUCGCCAUCUCCAUCUCCUUCUCUUCCGUAUUCGAAUACUGCAAGACUCGUCCAUCUCCGCGUCCCCUGCUGAACCUCGUGCGGUCGCCAGCCCGAACAACUCUUUGGAACGCUCUGUAGCUCUGCGUCUCAUUCCCAAGACACGCCACCACCCUCGCCACCACUAUCGUCUCAUACCACCCGCCAGAUUCUUUUGAAACGAGCUCAUGGCUUCCGUGGAACACUGCCUCUACUGCUUCGAGGCUCUGGCUUCGCACCUGGAGAAGCGACCGGGACUGUCCCUCAAGGAGAUCAAACAGUCCUGGCCCGAAUACGCCAAAACCCUGUCACCAGGCCUCGGUGACGGCAAGGACGGCAAGAAGCUCUUCCCGGCCCUGCAGCGCCUCGCCGAACCCUCCAGCGACUCCGCCUCGGCCUCCUCCGGCUCUAGCAUCUCCCUCUCCGCCGAGACACCCGCAACCUCCGCCGACUCCCUCGCCGAAGACGAUGAGACCGACGACAUCUCCGAGUCCCCCCUCUUCGUCACCUGGAACACCGUCUCCCCCCGCUCGGGCCACCGCUCGCUGCGCGGCUGCAUCGGCACUUUCGAAGCCCAAGACCUCGCCGACGGCCUGUCGAGCUACGCCCUCACCUCGGCGCUGCACGACAUGCGCUUCCCGCCCGUCGAGGCGCCCGAGCUCCCCUCCCUCGAGGUCGCCGUCACCCUCCUCACCGACUUUGAGGACGCCGACGACGCCAUGGACUGGACCCUCGGCGUGCACGGCCUGCGCAUCAGCUUCUUCUACCACGGGAAACGCUACGGCGCGACGUACCUCCCCGACGUCGCCGUCGAGCAGGAGUGGACCAAGGAGGAGACGCUGGUGAGCCUCAUGCGCAAGGCGGGGUGGAUGGGCAGCAAGAGCAAGUGGCAGGACGUCGAGCUCAAGGUCGUGCGGUAUCAGGGUAAGAAGGAGUCUUUGGAGUAUGGCGAAUACAAGAAGUGGGCCGACUGGGUUCGGAAGAACAAGACGAAGUCUGGCUGAGCUAAGCACCUGGGCUUUCUAUGCUGCCAACAUUAUGACGAAGAAUAUGGGAAUGGCGUUAUACUUGGGAAUUGAGACAUCCAUUUUUAGGAGUCAUGGAUCAGGCAAUGGGUUACAUGGAUAUAGAAGGCUUUCGAUCCCUCCUGUUAGAUGGAGGGAUGCCUUUGUGUGGUAAUACAGGCAACUUCAGCUCUACAACUCUAGCUAACCGUUUGUAUGGGUAUUGAAAUGUGGUUGUGGUCGUAUGUGAUAGAUGUUGUAGCGGUAUCUGAAUGCUUUGGGUAGGUAAGAACAUGACAACGGUAGCCAACUUCAAAUGGUAUGGAUGGUAUCACAUUCAGUGCUGAAGCUCAUCUACGAUAGCAGCAUGGUU